Molecule: messenger RNA, 693 nt
Organism: Nicrophorus vespilloides
Lineage: Eukaryota; Metazoa; Arthropoda; Insecta; Coleoptera; Silphidae
Gene: geminin
Product: rho guanine nucleotide exchange factor 6
Exons: 4
Coding region: 106-582 (158 amino acids)
Source: RefSeq, a predicted model, not a curated record
CCAACCGCCAAAACAAAAAUCAGUUAAUUUUUUGUUGAUGGUCUACUCGAAGGUUAAAAUUCGUUAAUACUCUGUAAAUUUCGAUUAAUAUUUAUCCCAAGAAAGAUGAUGAAAGUAAAUGAGAAACGUGUAAAUUUGAAGACAGCAUCCAAAGACCAAGAAAGUACAAAUACCAGAAAAAAAUUCCAUGAUCUUCAACAGCAUGGAACAGAUAAAGAGAAUUUAGUUGGAAGACCCAGAACUGACUUAAAAGCAAAGAAUGACAAAUUGGUAAGAAAAUGCAAGAAGAUGACAACAAACAAAUCUGUUCAAGUUGAAGAAGCUGUUGCUGUGACUGCUGAAGAUUUAACAUUGGAGGAGACCAAUGAGAAUUACUGGCGGCUCUUGGCAGAGAAGAGGGGAGAAGCCCUCGAUGACAGUUUCAAGGAGAUUGAAUCCUUGAAAGAUGAAGUAGAAACUCUCAAGGAUGAGAACAAGACUUGCAAGGAGAUGCUGAAUGAAUCUAAAAUUCUGGUUGAAGUGUUGCAGGAAAUGAUUGAAGAGGGCGAGAAUAGUGAAAAUGAAGAAGCAGAAGAGACAUGAGCGAUAAACUGCACAUACAUUGAAACCAAAGUAUUUGUUCCGACUGAAUUUAUAUUUUUCUAUAUAUGAUGUAGUUGUUUUUCUAAUAUUAAUAUUAAAGUAAUAUAAAAA